AGCUGUAACAAUGACUAUGUGGAGCGCAACACAUAUAAAAGUGACAAUUCAGAGUGCCCGAGGUUUAUUAUGCAAGGGCAAAAACAACACAAACAAUUGCUAUGUCACCAUUGCAAUGGGCAAGGAGAAAUACCAGACCUCCGUAAAAGAAAAGGCUGAAAGUAAUGUACAAUGGAAUGAGGAAUGUGAACUAAAAAUUCCCGAUCAAGGCAACAGAGCUGAAUUGGUCCUCACCUGUUUACAUCGCAACAAUUUGGGUAUCGAUGAAUUCCUUGGACAAGUAACGCUGCCUUUAAAUGAAAUGGACCCCUAUGAUCGUCCCAGACCCAAAUGGUUUAAAUUGGAAAGUAAACCCGGCAAGGAAAAGAAAAACAAAGAACGUGGUGAACUGAUGGCAAUGAUUUCGUUCACCGUAAAAUCGGGAUCCCUGACCGAUUUGAGUAAGAAGGAAAAACACAAGUCUUCCAUUGGACAACUGGCAUCUUCGGUGGGUGGUAGUUUACUCUCGAUUGGCCAAAUAGAAAAACGUAAAGGUAUCAAGAAAAUUGCCAAAAAGUUCGGUUCCAAACUACACUUGCCCACCGGAAGUAAAAAGAAGAAUAAAGACGGCGACGAAGAUGGUAUGUCGUACACAGGCUCCUUUGCCAGCAUUGGAACACCAAAUCGUGUCCGUGUCAUUGAUAGCGAAGACGAAGAUGAAUUCCAAUUUGAUAAGCUGUCACAAAAGAGUUCGGUUAGUUCGUUGAAUUUACGCGACGGCGGUGGUCUGCAGACACCUGCAUCAAAUUAUGCCAACAAAAAUUCUUCCCCGCUGAUGGGUUCGACCGGCAAAGGUAAGGAUCACCAUCUAAGAUACGAUGGAUCAGACAACCUCAGUGUGGAUCCGGAAUUGGAAGAAAUUGAAAAUGAAUUUAGCAUUAGAGCUCGUACUUUACCGCCUCCCUCGAAACCUCCGCGGACACCUCAAAUGGAUAUUAGUGUCAAUGGUGGCGGCGGAGCUGGUGAUAUCAGAAUCAAUGGCAAACAUAACAACAGCGAAUUGGAUGAAUGGGAAUCGAAAUUGUAUGGACGCAGUGCUGAUAGCGGAAAUUCGGAUUCAUUGAAGCGCAGAUCAUGGGAACCAGUAGCUGUACCCUUGUCUUCUUCCAACAACGUAGCCGAGGAAUCGGUGGUAGUGGCCUCCAACAAUGAAUCGAUGAGCAAAUCAUUUUUACCUCCAUUGAGAGAAGCUCACACACCAGAGACCUUAAGUGACAGUUCCAGUUCAAGUAGCGACGAGGAAGAGGAGGAACCACCAAAAUUAUCCGAAAAGCCCAAGGCUCCCAAAGUUCCUAAACAAUCCCCCGAAAAGUUGGAGGAGGAGGUGAAACCCAAAAAACCAACAGAUCUCAAAUUUGUAACUGCCACCAAUGAAUCCACCAAGAGCGAUGUUGUUUUGCGCAAAGAUUCCCUUCUCUCUCCCGAAGAGGAGAAAAAUGAAUUUGCUAAAUUUAAUGCUUCUUUUGCCAAAUUCGAACAGAGGCACAGUGCCAAGGUAUUCGACAUCGAGGAAGAAACAAAUAACUUUUUAGCAAAUGAAACCAUGUCUUCGGCCAAGUCACGUGCGUCUCCACCACAACCUAAACCACGUCCCAGAAGUUCAGCCUCUUUGGAAAAAGAGAAAGAACAGUUGCGUGUCAAAGAGGAAGAGGAGGCAGCAAAAGAAAAGUUGCGUUUGCAGAGGGCUGCAGAAGAUGCCAAACUGGAGGCAGAAUUAAAGGCCAAUGAGAAACGUUUGCGUGAGGAGGAACAAGCCUUGCAAAAAGAGCUAGAAGAACGUGAAGAAGAGAAACGACGCGAGGCCAAACGCCGUGAAGAAGAUUUACGCAUCUUGAAUUUCUCCAAACGUUUGGUAACGCCCGAGGAGACAAAAGAAAAUCCAUUUGUGGAGAGUCCAAAACCUAAAGAACAAACAAAAGAAGAGCCGAAGAAAAAGGAAAAAGUUGAGAUUAAAGAACGUCCCACAUUCAACAACAACAGCACCAACAAUUACAAUAAUCGAGGUGAGCGAGGUGAGAAAAAACAAUCUGUAAGUACUGCUUCUACACCUAGUCCCAAAACAAAUGAACGCAUUAUUAUUGGUCAUGAAAAGUCUUCUACACAGGCUGAGAGACGUGCCGAAAUAUCAGCAGCCUUGGCCAAAAAAUAUGAAGGCAAAUCACGAGAGGAACUUAUGUUAAUUGCCAACGGCAUGGAAAAUGAAGCGUUGCUGCAGCGUCAACGUGUCAAAGAAUUAGAAGAUUAUUUAGAUAAUCUACUUCUGCGAGUAAUGGAAACACAACCGAAGUUAUUACAAAAUCCCUAUUCACGAACCACAUCAGCCAAGAGUUUUAAAAACUACAUCAAUAUGAACGAUUUUUUGUAAGAAUGCUAAAAUGCUUAUGAUGCACGUUUUACAAAAAAUAACUCUUACAACAACAACAACUACUACUACUCCACAUACAAAAAUAAAUGCAUGAAUCAGAGA
Messenger RNA from Musca vetustissima, 2506 nucleotides. It is a transcript of the gene Rip11, whose product is annotated as rab11 family-interacting protein 1. The record is from RefSeq and is a predicted model, not a curated record. NCBI's taxonomy places the organism in Eukaryota, Metazoa, Arthropoda, Insecta, Diptera, Muscidae. Gene Ontology annotation, biological process: regulated exocytosis. Gene Ontology annotation, molecular function: small GTPase binding. The transcript has 6 exons. Bases 11 to 2404 code for a protein of 797 amino acids. Gene Ontology annotation, cellular component: intracellular membrane-bounded organelle.